AUGAAGCGGGCUACAUGUGUUCCCGCGUCGAGAUGUGGCACUGGACGACCACAUAAGAGGGCGUUGGAAUCCCUGGCAACAGAGUCGCUAGAGAGGUCUGCUGGAAUUGAGCCUGUCGUAUUCACGGUACCACCAACGAUACCACCUGUGGCAUAUCCGGCCCCUCCACCAGUAGUGCCUGCUGCUGUGUACCCGACACCUCCUCCAAUCGUGCCUACUGCAUACCCGACACCACCGCCACCUGUGCCUACUACUGCAUACCCGGCACCCGUACCAGUAGUACCAGUUGCUCCUUAUCUGGUACCACCACCUAUCGUAACUCCAGUUGCUCCUACCUAUAUUGACCCUGCAGUGCCACUAGCGGUACCUACCCCCACUUAUGCAGCAGCACCAGGGGUACCUUCCCCGGCCUAUCUAGCGGUACCACUUGUAGUACCAACUCCAGUGGUUCCACCAAUUCUCACGGCGAGCUCUACUCACCCUAUUGAUAUAAUUGUUGCACGAGCUCAGAUCCCAGCUUUGGCAGAGUCGGUGAAAAGCUGA
Messenger RNA from Zingiber officinale, 543 nucleotides. Its product is annotated as 36.4 kDa proline-rich protein-like. The record is from RefSeq and is a predicted model, not a curated record. NCBI's taxonomy places the organism in Eukaryota, Viridiplantae, Streptophyta, Magnoliopsida, Zingiberales, Zingiberaceae. The transcript is spliced from 2 exons. The coding region runs from base 1 to 543 and encodes 180 amino acids.